Glossina fuscipes is the source of this 2504-nucleotide messenger RNA. RefSeq lists its product as uncharacterized. The record is from RefSeq and is a predicted model, not a curated record. The coding region runs from base 355 to 1668 and encodes 437 amino acids. The transcript is spliced from 10 exons. NCBI's taxonomy places the organism in Eukaryota, Metazoa, Arthropoda, Insecta, Diptera, Glossinidae.
UGGGAAUAACGUUAAAAAUAAUUAUUUAUCUUGUUCUUUUGAAAGCAAUGAACUUUUUAUAACGAUUACUUGGAAAAACUUGUUAAAAGAGUUAACAAAAAACAAAAAGCAAACAAAAAAACAAAAUUUGAUUAAUAGUAGUAUAGAGAGAAUCGUGAUUUAUAUUUUUCAUGAAUUGUGGAUUUUUAUACAGAUCACUGUGUUAAUGAUAAUUUUUGGUGUGUGAUAAAUUUUUGCUUUUACUCUUAAGAGUGUAAACAUUUUGUUGCAUAAAAAAAAAAAAAAAAACAAAAACAAAACAAAAGACUUAACAUACAAACUCGUUAUAGUGCAGAUCAGACUCGCUCUCUCAAGAUGACUUCCCACAUGAGAUAUGUUUUCAUGACAAUGUUUAUACAAAUUGUUGUCUUUCAUGUGACGGCACAGGAUCCACCUACAACGCUGCAGGAAUUUGCCCCACAUGUCUCCGCAACUUGUAAAGCAGGCACGAUGAAUAUUAAAGUGAAAUUUGAUGGCGCCUAUACCGGGGCGGUACACGCUCGGGAUUAUCGUACCUCAUCUUGUAUGGCCAUGGGCGACGGUUCAGAUGCAAUUGCUUUCAGUCUCAACUUGUUAGCAAAACAAGGUUCGACAGAUUAUUGCGGCGUCUUAGUUAGUAAUGUGAGUGGAAAUAACCGCUCCGAGGAACGAUCCAUUCAGUUAGCCGUACGAGUGCACAAAACGCUGGAAUUGGCUGAUGAUAAAUUUUAUGUAAUCACCUGCGGGAAAUCUGGUUUUGGUCGGGAUGACAAUGCUCAUGUCAUAUUAAAAUUCUUGGAGGAUGAAAGACGUGUUCGAGAAACAGUACAGGGACGUGAGUACAGAAUUCGUGCUGAGUUUACUAAACCAAACGGAACGCAUGGUAUACGUGUUGGCAAUUGUUUUGCUUUUGAUAGGAAAAAUUUGAGUAUACCUCUCAUCGAUGAAAGAGGAUGUCCGACCGAUCCUAACAUAAUUACACGUUUUAUUCCCGCUUCCGAGGGGAACUAUGCUGAAGCAUUAUUAUUUUCUAUGUUUCGAUUCCCUGACGAGUCCGAAGUGCAUUUGCAAUGUGAUGUAAUACAGUGUAAUGGUCGUUGUAUAGACGACGAAGAUUGCAGUCAAAUUGCUUUAGCUGGUGCGGGUGGUUUUACCAAAGGCUCCGGCGGACGGAAAGUCGGUCCAAAUGAAGAAGGUUCUAGCAUUGCGGGGACUACGGUAUUCGUAGUUGAUCCGGAAAAAGCUCCACUAAUUUCUGGCAACUGUGAGGAUGGUGUACGACCGGCUUGGCUAUUAUGGUUAACUAUUACCUUGGGUGUAUUGUUCCUUAUAAUGUUAUUAAUGAACAUAUUCUUAUGCACGGCUAUGAGCUGUAGUUGCGCCAAUACUGAGAUUAUUGAAAAGGACCCUUCGGUUGUGGAGGAAUAUGACCCUUACAGAAGUUGGCACGGCAGUCAAUAUGGUUCCCGUUAUUCUCUGCAUGGUCGCGAUGCCCAUAAAGGAUAUACCAGCGGUGGCUCGACUAUACACUCAAAUAGGUCGAUACCAAUUGACAACGAUCAUUACGCCAUUGUACACUCACGUUCCGGCUCAAGACAUUCCGGUGUACAAGGAGGCCGUGCACGGGGAACAAGCAGUAAUAAUAUGUAAUUUUUAAUUUAAAAAAAAAAAUCCUGUGUCACUUCAUAAGGAAUACGGUAGGAAGAAUGUAAAUAUAUAAAAAAAUAAAUUUAAAAUAUAUAAUAAUAUAAUAAUGAUAAUAAUAAUAAAAUAUUCAGUUUUAAGUAAAAUAAGCUAAGAUAAAAAUAUGUGUUCAAACUAAUCGACUUAAUUGUAUUAAAAAAAAAAAAAAAAAAAAAAAAAAAAAAAAAACGAAAAGCUUAACGAAAACUUAAGAAAACUGCCCUUCAUUUUACCUCCAUUGCAACGGCUUUUCAUAACUUUAACUAACGUGAAAUAAUUACGGUAGUAGUAACACAGAAAUUUGGUUGAAUAGCUAGUCGUGUAAAGGGCUACGGGAACCAUAAACAACAAAAAUCGGUUUUGACUAAUCUACCUUAGCAGACAAUGAAUUUUUAACACGUCUCCCAACACAGUCGCCAAACUCAUAACUAACUAAGAUGAACCCAUCGACCACACUCGUGUCCCCAUGAGCCUUACAUUCCUUUAAUCAAUGUCAUAUCCUCCUAAACCCUCACCCAUAUCCAUAAGGCAUAUUGUCUAUUUUCGCAAUUUUCUAAAUCUCAGACGUGAUCAUAGAACACGAAAUUUUAUAUAAAUGUUCUUCAUCUGACUGAAAGGAAGGACGUGAACCGCCAUCUAGGGAUAUAAUUAUGUGCGAUAGAUCAUCCUUUAAUUACAAUUGGUGUUCAGUGAUGAACGCACGGUUAGCGAAGACAUAAGUUAUGCCGAUCGGACAUCCACAUACGGGGAAGCGACCACUCACUAUCUUUGUACCUCUCUCCCUCUACGUCUUCUCAACCCCC